Messenger RNA from Olea europaea var. sylvestris, 1873 nucleotides. RefSeq lists its product as uncharacterized. The coding region runs from base 1 to 498 and encodes 165 amino acids. Lineage: Eukaryota; Viridiplantae; Streptophyta; Magnoliopsida; Lamiales; Oleaceae. The transcript is spliced from 2 exons. The record is from RefSeq and is a predicted model, not a curated record.
AUGAAAUUCCUAAGGGGUCUCAAUGAUACGUACAAUGGAUUAAAGGCUCAAAUUCCCCUCAUUAAGCCUUUCCUAAGGUUGAAUGAAGUAUACUCCAUAAUUCAGCAAGAAGAAAAGAGAAGGCAAAUAUCCACCGAUUGUUCACUUGAUAAAACUAUGGCACUACUUGCUAAAGGUAACCUUGAUGUGAGAACACAAAACCAAUCCUCCCAGAAGAAGGAUAGGUACUACUGCACCUAUUGUAAGAUAGCUGGGCAUUCCCUUAAACGAUGCUUCAAGGCUAAUCCAAACAAACCAGCAUGCUCUUAUUUCCAAAUGCCUGGUCAUACAGUUGGAAAAUGUUUUGAGUUACAUGGGUAUCCAUCGGGGCACAAAUCAGAAGGGAGAAACAAGCCAUCAACAUCAUUUGCUAAUCAGAUUACUGCACUUAUGCCUCUUGUCCAGGAACAGGACCUUUUGACUUGGAAAAUGACUGGAAUUGGUGAAGUAAAGCAAUGACUCUUAUCACUUGAUGCAAAACGAAGUGUCUCCUUUUGCCUUGACCAAGAAAUUAGCCUAUCUAACUCAAAAGACACCCAUAUCUGCUUCCUCUAUUUUCAAUAAUGGUGAAGAUUUCGAUCUUUGGCACUGUAGGUUAGGACACUCCACCUAUUCCAAGCUUAAUUUACCAGAAGACACCACAAGAUCCACCAAACAACCUUGCCUUAUUUGUCCUUUAGCCAAACUACAAAAAUUACCAUUUCCUGUCAGCCAGCAUAGAUCAGAAAAAUGUUUUGAUUGCAUAUAUUGUGACAUUUGGGGACCAUGUAAUGAGAUUAGUUAUGAUGGUUUUCGUUAUUUUCCAGCUAUUGUGGAUGAUUUUAGUAGAUAUACUUGGGUUUAUAUGUUGAAAUUAAAAUCUGAUGCUGGCAUUGUUUUGCAAAGUUUUUGCUCUAUGAUUGAAACAUAAUUUGAAUGCAAAGUUAAAACUAUUAGAUCAGACAAUGGAGAUGAAUUUGAGAUGAAGAAAUUUUAUUCACAAAAGGGAAUCAUUCACCAUAAAACUUGUGUAGAGACUCCUCAACAAUAUGCCAUAGUUGAAAGAAAACAUCAACACAUUUUAAAUGUGGUAAGAGCUUUAAAAUUUCAAAGUGGCAUCCCAUUAAGAUAUUGGAGUGAUUGUGUUCUCACGGAAGUUUAUCUUAUAAAUAGAACCCCUAUACCUCUUUUAGACCACAACACACCCUUUGAAAUUCUUUUUCAAACCAAACCAGAUUACACUUAUCUUAGAGUUUUCGGAUGCCUAACAUUUGCUACUACCCUAGUAAGUGGAAGACAUAAGUUUGAUCCUAGAGCUAGGAGAUGCAUAUUUUUGGGAUACCCAUUUGGAAUCAAAGGAUACAAAUUAAUGGAUUUGGAAACAAAGAAGGUCUUUAUCUCUAGGAAUGUUAUCUUUCCACGAGAGUGUGUUUCCUUGCAAGCAAAAUGCUAGCAUCGGUGCUGAUUUUAGUCCAAAUCCAACUUCAAAAACAGAUUUCAUUUAUGAAAUUCCUACUAUCUCAAAUCACAUAGAAAACAACCCAAAUCAUUCUCUUAUCAACACUUCAGGAAAAAUGCAGUAACAGAUCACUCAACAGACUUUGAAUCUUCUUCAUUAGAACAAAAUCAUGACUCAUUUGAACCUGCAAAUACAUUUAGAAUUGACAGUGAGCCAUCCCAAAAACAAGUUGUACCUCAAAGGUCAAACAGAAUCAAGAGAACCCCUACAUAUCUCAAGGAUUUUGUCUGCCAACAGGUCACUUUGCUUCCCCAUUCAUAGGCUUUGGACAGGCAAAGGGUCACCGUUCCCUCAGGUAAUCCCUAUCCUCUUGAGAAUAGUGUGUCAUAUGAUAAA